Cynara cardunculus var. scolymus (artichoke) is the source of this 1020-nucleotide messenger RNA. RefSeq names its product ATP-dependent DNA helicase PIF6-like. The record is from RefSeq and is a predicted model, not a curated record. Gene Ontology annotation, biological process: DNA repair; telomere maintenance. NCBI's taxonomy places the organism in Eukaryota, Viridiplantae, Streptophyta, Magnoliopsida, Asterales, Asteraceae. Bases 1 to 1020 code for a protein of 339 amino acids. The transcript has a single exon. Gene Ontology annotation, molecular function: DNA helicase activity.
AUGCAAGACAUCACAGGGGUGACACUACCAUUCGGUGGAAAAAUAAUGGUUAUGGAAGGUGAUUUUAGACAGGUCUUACCGGUCGUGAGACGUGGAACCCGAGCACAGAUUGUAGAUUCAAGCCUACGAAUGUCACCUCUUUGGUCUUCAAUUAAAAAAAUACGUUUAACUCUCAAUAUGAGAGUACAAAGUGAUCCAUGGUUUUCAAAUUUUCUAUUACGAGUGGGUGAUGGAGAUGAAGAAAUGAUGGAAGAAAGCUUUAUACAUAUUCUCGAUGACAUGACCAUUGCCUAUACUGAUAAAGAUAAAUCAAAGCAUGAUUUGAUUGACGCAAUAUUUCCAUCUCUGCAAAUCAACGGAGCAGAUUCAAACUAUAUUAUUUCGAAGGCGAUAUUAUCAACAAAAAAUGAGAAUGUCGACGAGAUUAAUGAUCAGUUGAUUGAUAGAUUCUGCGGCGAUGAAAAAGUUUACUAUAGUUUCGAUGAAGCAGAAGAUGACAGAAAUAACUUCUAUCCAAUGGAGUUCUUAAACUCACUGACUGUCAGUGGUUUGCCUCCGCAUUACCUCCGGCUCAAAAUUGGAUGCCCAGUAAUACCAUUGCGGAAUAUCAAUCCCUCUAAUGGCUUAUGUAAUGGCACCAAAUUGAUAUGUAGAGGUUUUCAACAGAACGUAAUCGAUGCAGAAAUAGCUGUUGGUCAGCAUGCUGGAAAUAGAGUAUUUUUACCGAGAAUUUCUCUUUAUCCAUCUGAAGAUAACAUGUUCCCCUUCAAAUUGAAGAGAAAACAGUUUCCAGUCCGACUUAGCUUUUCUAUGACAGUCAAUAAAGCUCAAGGACAGACCAUUUCUAAUGUAGGUGUGUAUCUACCAGAAUCAGUAUUCUCUCACGGACAACUUUAUGUGGUGUUAUCAAGAGGGACAUCAUGUGAAAAUACAAAGGUAUUAGUAAAGCCUGCCAAAAAAUUCAAUUGGGACGGAGUCUACACAUCAAACGUGGUGUAUCAAGAAGUUUUACGCGAUUAA